AGUAUGGUCGCCGUCGGCUGAGGCGUCGGAGGAAGCGGCGGCCGAGAGAGGGAGAGACGGAGACAGCGGGAGGAGGCGGCGCACAGCGGGGGGAGACAGCGAGGGGAGAGCGCGGCUCGGCUCGGCCCGCCCACCGUCACUGGUCUGGCCCGGCCCGGCCCGGAGUGAGAGAGAGAGAGAGAGAGACGCUUCGUGAGGCGAUGUCGGCCACAAGCGUUGACCCUCAGAGAGCAAAAGGACAAGAGAAUAAAGUGCAAAAUGGUUCUCUGCAUCAAAAGGAUGCAGUGCACGACAAUGAUUUUGAGCCGUACCUAAGCAGCCAAUCUAAUCAAAAUAACAGCUACCCUUCAAUGACUGAUCCAUAUCUGUCGAGCUAUUAUGCUCCUUCCAUUGGAUUUUCCUAUUCCCUCAGUGAAGCAGCGCCAUGGUCCACUGGCGGGGAUCCUCCGAUUCCAUACUUAACAACUUAUGGACAGCUGAGCAACGGAGACCACCAUUUCAUGCAUGAUGCUGUCUUUGGUCAGCCUGGGGGUCUAGGGAGCACCCCCUACUUAAAUCAACAUAGAUUCAACUUCUUUCCUGAAAACCCUGGGUUUUCUGCAUGGGGAACAGGUGGGUCUCAGGGACAGCAAACACCAAGCUCAGCGUAUGGCAGUAGCUAUAGUUACCCGCCGAGUUCUUUGGGUGGGACGAUAGUAGAUGGACAGGCAGGCUUUCCGAAUGAUACUUUGAAUAAAGCUCCAGGCAUGAAUAGCAUUGAACAAGGGAUGGUUGGAUUAAAGAUUGGUGGAGCGGUGACGUCAUCGGGUGUGAAGACGGUGGGGUCUGUGGUGAACAGCCCAGGUAUGAUCAAUGCAGCGCCUGGAAAUGGCUCGACCGCCUGUGUCUCUGCUCCAAAGCCAACGUCAUGGGCUGCCAUUGCAAGUAAACCAGCCAAGCCUCAACCCAAACUGAAACCAAAGACUGGAAUCGGUGGGAAGCUCUCUUCGUUGCCCCCACCUCCUAUAAAACACAAUAUGGACAUUGGUACGUGGGACAAUAAAGGACCUGUACCAAAAGCGCCUCCACCUCAUCAGGCCCCCCCUACUCAGGCAGUUCCUCUGCAACAGUUGACUCAACCGCCACCACAACAGCAGAUGCAGAUUCCACAGCAACCGUUUCAGAACCCUCAGCAGUCCCCGCAGAACCGUUGGAUCGCCCCUCGCAACAGAGGUGUGGCAUUUGGUCAAAAUAACGGAGCCGGCAAUGAAAACAACUCGCUGGGUAAUGUCCCAGUUAGCUCUCCACCGAGCAGUGAGACUCACCCUGUCCUCGAAAAACUGAAGGCUGCUUACAGCUACAAUCCUAAAGACUUUGACUGGAAUGUCAAAAACGGUCGUGUGUUUAUCAUCAAGAGCUACUCCGAGGAUGAUAUCCACCGCUCUAUCAAGUACUCCAUUUGGUGCAGUACAGAACAUGGCAAUAAGCGCUUGGACAGUGCAUAUCGCUCGAUGGCUGGCAAAGGUCCUGUUUACUUACUAUUCAGUGUAAAUGGCAGUGGACAUUUUUGUGGAGUGGCAGAAAUGAAAUCGGCAGUGGACUACGGGACAUGUGCUGGGGUUUGGUCACAGGACAAGUGGAAAGGCAAAUUCGAUGUCAAGUGGAUCUUUGUAAAGGACGUGCCUAAUAACCAGCUGAGGCAUAUCCGCUUGGAAAACAAUGACAAUAAACCAGUCACUAACUCUCGAGACACACAGGAGGUUCCGUUAGAGAAAGCCAAGCAAGUGCUCAAAAUUAUUGCUACGUACAAGCACACCACUUCAAUUUUUGACGACUUUUCACAUUACGAGAAGCGGCAGGAGGAGGAGGAAGUUGUACGUAAGGACAAAGUUUCUCUGCCAGUGGCUUCUCAUUAUUUACAAGCCACCGCUCCUAUGAAGGCACAGUCAUCCAAGCUUCAGGGAGAAUGAGCUGCAUCAGAACGGCUGCAUCAGUCCUCAUCCUCUUCAAGUUUUGCUCCAAAGACCUCUGGAGCACCUGAAUCGAAGCAAAUGAUAAGGAAACAUUUGACUUGAUGAAUAAUUAAAACAAACGGAAUCGCUGGUGGUGAGAAACCAGCGUCAGAACGAAAAAUCAAAGCUUUCUGAUCCAGUAAAACCUUCUGUGCAGGGGAAUUAAGCUAUAUCAUGUUUUUAAUACUCUUCUGGUUUUGUUUUGAUUAUUUUUGUUUUCCCCAGACUGGUCUGCAUUUUGUUAGUAAUUUUUGCACCUAAAUGCUGUAGCUGUCACUGGUAACGUUCUGUUACACUGAAGCUUUAUCUUGCAUUUGUUUAGCAACCAUAUGAAGAUUUUCAUGCUCCUUUUUACGGGACAUAUUACUGCAUCAGCCUUCUGUAGUUUGGAUGAUGUGAUGCUUUCAACGUUACUAGUUUUUGGUCAUGUGUGUUUAAAACUUUGAGCUUCCUUUUUUGUUUUCACGCUGCUGUUAAUUUGCAUUCUUUCAUGAAAAUCCCAAGGCCAUUUUAUUUUUUCCUUCUAUAAAGCUGAGCUUUAAUGUAGGAGCAAAUAGUGGAAAUGAUGGUUGAUGUCUCAAAUUAUAAAUUGAUGCAAACGUCUCUUGAUUCUUCCGAGAUGAAAUAUUUUGAUUUUUUUUUCUGUCCGAAAGCUGUACUUUGCUGUACUGUCUGUGAGAUGAGGGAACCAUUGAAAAUGCCACCAACUUGGAUAAAGCAUGAAAUGGUGCUCAUGCCUGUUGCUUUUAUUCACAGAAAUGUGCACGUGUUUAUUGUAGAGGAACUUUACUAUCAUUAGGAAACAAACAAUUAACUCUUCUAAACUUAGUUAUAAAAAUUGACCUCAAUUUAAAGAAAUAAACUUAUCAUUUAGACUUAUUUAGACAAUUUUAGUUAUGUCUAUGGAAUAUUGCCUGUAAGGUAAAUAAACAUCAUCGGGUUGAUUUUCUGUCCUCUAGGAGAAUACAAGCCUUAAUAAACAAUAUCUGUUUAGCAAGCACAA
Molecule: messenger RNA, 2994 nt
Organism: Leucoraja erinaceus (little skate)
Lineage: Eukaryota; Metazoa; Chordata; Chondrichthyes; Rajiformes; Rajidae
Product: YTH domain-containing family protein 1-like
Biological process (GO): mRNA destabilization
Cellular component (GO): cytoplasm
Molecular function (GO): N6-methyladenosine-containing RNA reader activity; mRNA binding
Source: RefSeq, a predicted model, not a curated record